AUGAAGGCUGAGGAGGUAUCAGAUGAUCCGAAGACCUUUCCCCUAGCUCCUGAUCUUCCAGAACUGACCUACCAGAUCCUCAACGCUGACCAUCUCUUUCUGAAAAAUGCCAGUCAAGUUUUGAAGGGAAAUCUUAGCCAGCGGUCGCAGAAACAAAUCUUCAUCAUCACUGGGGUCACUGAGCAGCCAGCCAUCAACGUCAGCUAUGGGCCCAUGUCUGUGGAGCAGUCUAUCCCGCUGGAGCUGGUAAACAGUGGCCCCAGUGUCCGAGCCUUCAUUCUGGCCCGCCAAGUGCGCUCUUCAGCACCUGUAAUACGACUGCUCUUUUAUGCCACCAGCAAGACGGAUCUCGUAAAGGAUGUGUCAGAUCAAGUCAGGCCAGGGCAGAGUGAAGCUGGCUACAUCUGUGUCACAGCUCAUGCCUUCUGGGCAUUGCUGGAGAUUCGAGGAACCUGCUCUAUCCCUGCAAAUGGAGGCUUCUGCUUGGCCCAUCUGAAGCCGGAGCCAGCAUGGUUCAGCCCAGGCGGCGCCAGGUCCAGCAGGGAGCAAAGGGGUGAUUCAAGAGGGACAGUUGUAGAACUUUACUACCAGACCAGACCCAGUCCCACCAGCCAGUGUGUUGCCCAGGAUAGUAAUCAGUGGAAGGGUGCAAACCAGGCCUUUGGUCCCAACAUGAAGAGAAUUGGCAAUGUCAACCUCCUGCGCUCACCUCCUGGAAACCCCACGUUCAUGCGCUUGCGUCUGGGUGGAACUGUGAUCGUGCAGACGUCUUCAAAACCUCUGAAGAACGCAGACACAGCCACCUUCUACGUCUUCUUGUCCAGUACCUCCCCUGUAGUGCACUUUAUACUCAGAGCCACAGUGCGGAGAGGGAUGUCCUUCAGCACAGCCAGACCAAGUGACCCUCAGCUGUGGGACAUCGCCCUGGAUCCAGGGAGAGGAAGCAACCCCCAAACAAUCUCUGUCAUCUGCCAGAGGAAGAAUGCUUUUACAGGAAAAAGGGGUCUGCUGGAGGUCCUGCAGCUGGACUUUGAAACGCAGGAGCAGAAUGACCAGUUGGAGAGCCAGAUGAUCACAUUUCGUCUGGAGCUGCCUGGAAACAUGAUCCAGGACGAGGGCACCAUGAGGAUUUACACCGUCCAGAGAGACUAUGUGGGCAUAGUCCCACUCAUUAUGAACACAGAGCUCCUGAACACGGCCGUGUUGACUGGUAAGAAGGUGUCCAUACCGGUGAAGGUGCUAGGAGUGGAGGCAGAUGGCUCGGUCUCAGACAUCACCAACUCCAGCAGGUGCAGGUCCGCAGAUGAAGACACUCUAAAGGUGUCAGAGAGGUGUGAGAGUGUCUAUAUGAAUGGAGAGGAGACGAGAGGCAGAGUGAGGAUGAUGGUCAACUUCACCUACAGCUACCUGAGUGCUCAGCUGGAGGUCAGCGUGUGGCUGCCCCAUUUGCCCCUACAGAUUGAAAUGUCUGACCCAGAACUCAGCCAGAUCAAGGGCUGGAGGGUGCCUGUCUUCGGGGCCAAGAGAGCAAGCUGGGAAAGUGAGGAAGAUGAUGAGAAGAAGGGCAGAGGGUGCAUGCUGCAGUACCAGCACAGCCUGGUCCGAGUGCUUACGGCCUUCGCAGCUGAGGCUCCAGGCUCGAGCGGUUCCUCUCCUGUGUACUUUCUGGGCCCUGAAUGGCUGGUGGAUGUGACUGGGCUGGUGCGCUACUCUUUGAAGGUGGGGGACACGAGCAUAGCACGACUGCAGUCUGGAACAGUGCUGAGCGGCAGGGCUGCUGGAGUCACUACUGUACAGGUGAUGUCUCCUCUUACGGACGCGGUACUGGCUGAGAGGAUGGUGCGGGUGCUGGAUGAUAAAGUGAGCGUCACGGAGCUGGGAGUGCAGCUGGUCUCGGGCCUCUCGCUGAACCUCCAGCUCAGUCCAGGCAGCAACAGGGCCAUUGUGGCCACCACCACCACCCAGGACACCAUGCACAACCCCAAACAGGAGGCAGUGGUUGCCUGCUGGGUGAAGUUCAGCGAUGGCUCUCAGACUCCACUUGACCUGUUCGAUCCCAACGGCUACACGCUUACGGUCAGCUCGCUGGAUAAGAAGGUGGUGUCGGUGAGGAAGGUUCCGGGCCGUGUUGUGGUGGCGGAGGCGGAGGGGCAGGGCUUGCUGCUUCGAGCCGAGCUGGCCAUCUGCGAAGCCUGUCAAAAGUCCAAACGCAAGAGCAAGCUGGCCGUGGGCGCCGGCACCGUUAGGGUCAAAUUCCUGUCAGCUGAGCAGCCGGCCGUGGAGAGUGGGAGGACGCAGCCUGGCAUCCGAGGCGUGACUGAUUAUGGCAGCGAUGCUGAAACUGUAGAGAGUGAACUCAGACUGAGCUUGACCUCUUCUCAUGGUUUGGUCGAAAUCUUCAGGAACACUAUUCCUAGCAUGCAAGAGAGCACCACGAGAGAGAUCAACACAACGUCAACCAAGUCUAGCCUGCAAGAGGCAAUCGGAGGGGCCAUAUCCACCAUCAGAGCCGUGAACGGACUGGGGAUGCCUGCUACAAAGCCUGAUGUUAACAAAGCUCUUGUUACAGUUGGCCCAGCAAGUGUUUUGAGAAAGAGCUUUGGCAACCUGCUUGACCAAUCAGACUUCACUUCCCGAGAAGAGGAACCUAAAGAGGAUCCAACCUUGGUGGAGAGCGAUUUGAUGCGGACAUUUGGUUUCUUCACGGACUUGGAGAUCUGCAUCUAUUCACUGGUAGGGGUCUCCUGCUUGGCAAUAAUAGCCAUCCUGCUUAACUGUGCCACUCACAACGCGAAGUCACGCAGUAAGAAGUCUCCAGUGCAGUGCCAAGGUCCUGAUGAGCAUAAGCACCAUUGGGUCCGCCUGGGCACGGCUGCGGAACAGAGCAGGGCUGUGCCAAUUGUGACCACGCAAGUGCCAAGCACUGCUGCAGAGAUGCCAAACAGCAUGGAAAUGCAGAAACCCAUGGAAAGGCCUACAGUUACAGAGAUGCCCCGAGCAAGAGAGAUGCCCACGGUGCCGUGUGAAGAGAGGACGGCCACUUUGGGCAGAAGGAGCAGCACCCUGCCCCACAGACCAGACCCUUUGGCAGUUAGGUCAGCAACUCUACUACCAAGGCCAAUACGGAAUGAUCCGCUGCAUUCUCCGACAAGCAAGAGGAACCAGGUCCAGUUUACCACCUUCACCACUCUCGACAUCAAGCACUUGGCAGCGCUUAAGAGGAAUGGGCAGGAUUUCAACUGGGCCAGCCAAGGAGCCGGAGGUUUUAAUCAUGCACCGGGCGCCAGUCAAGCAAUAGUAACCAAUCAGGGAGGCUCGUGCAGUCUGGUUGGGGCAGCAGGUCAGGCUGGUCUAUGCAGUCAGGUCAGGGCAGCCAGUCAGGCAGGCCUGUGCAGUCAGUUUGGGCCAGCCAAUCAGGUAGGCGUACACUUUCAGAUAGGAGGGUGCACUCAAGCAGGAGAUUGCGCCGAGUCCAAAGGAUUUCUCCCUGAAGCUCCAUGGCCUGUAGUUAAACCAGUAGCACAGGUUUAA
This is a messenger RNA of Colossoma macropomum (tambaqui), 3531 nucleotides long. Its product is annotated as transmembrane protein 132D. NCBI's taxonomy places the organism in Eukaryota, Metazoa, Chordata, Actinopteri, Characiformes, Serrasalmidae. The record is from RefSeq and is a predicted model, not a curated record.